Molecule: messenger RNA, 1740 nt
Organism: Acyrthosiphon pisum (pea aphid)
Lineage: Eukaryota; Metazoa; Arthropoda; Insecta; Hemiptera; Aphididae
Product: radical S-adenosyl methionine domain-containing protein 2-like
Exons: 1
Coding region: 459-1487 (342 amino acids)
Biological process (GO): defense response to virus
Cellular component (GO): endoplasmic reticulum membrane; lipid droplet
Molecular function (GO): catalytic activity; 4 iron, 4 sulfur cluster binding
Source: RefSeq, a predicted model, not a curated record
UCCUGCAAAAUCAUAAUAAUAUACUCGUAGUCAACGGCCAUCAGAAUAUUACUCUGACCGCUCCAACCUACGAGAAUAUUACAGUGAUAACAGAAAAUUGUAAAUACAAGGUGGAUACGUAUGCACGUCCGUGUUAUUUACUCAAUGCAUUGGGGUCGGGGGCAGUUGUCCGAAAAAUGAUAAGUAGCUUAUACCACAAGACUAUACCGGCAUAUACCAGCAUAUUACAGUGACACCAAUUUGAAAAAACAUCGUACAGCCAUGUACCUACGGCAUGUCCACAGUCCACGCCUGUGACUACUGACCGAGAGCUGUUCUAUGGUUUCGUGCUCGUGCAGUACUGCAGUGUCCGUCGGUUUAGAACGUUUUCGCUCGGACACUAGUGGCGUAUUAUAUACUGUAACGGUCCGGUGAGAAUCUGCACGCGCGUAUACGCGACGGCCAUUGCUGCGGCUAACAUGCAGCUCUUAAAAAUUAUGGGAUCUGCGUGGAACGUGGUGCGUCGGGCUUUGGCGUCCGUAGUCACAGCGCUGAUGGGCACGGCGGGCCUAGUGGUCGCGUGGAACACGACUGCCAGCGUAGACGAGCCCGCCGUACCGUUAAGCGUGAAUUAUCACUUCACGCGCCAGUGCAAUUAUAGCUGCGGCUUUUGCUUCCACACGGCCAAGACGUCGUUCGUGCUGCCACUGGACGAGGCGAAGCGCGGGCUGACCAUACUGGCGGAUGCCGGCAUGAAAAAGCUAAACUUUUCGGGCGGCGAGCCGUUCAUCCGGGGCGGCGGCCGCUUCAUGGGCGAACUCAUCAAAUACUGCAAAACGGAACUGAGGUGGGCGGGCAUCAGCAUUUCAAUUGUUAGUAACGGCAGCUUGAUCCAGGAAAAGUGGAUGAGGCAGUACGGCGAGCACGUGGACAUGCUGGCCGUGUCAUGCGACUCGUUCAACGCCGACACGAACCGAAUGAUCGGCCGGCAACAGGGCGCAAGGACCGAUCACGUUGCGAAAUUAUACCAGGUACGUGAGUGGUGCGGACAGCACAAGAUCGCGUUCAAGAUCAAUACAGUGGUCAACACGUAUAAUGUGAACGAACUGUUCGCCGAGCACAUCGACCGGUUACGGCCGGUCCGGUGGAAGGUGUUCCAGUGCCUGUUGCUGGAGGGCGAGAACGCGGGCGAGGGAGCGUUGCGUAACGCCGCCCGGUUCUACGUCACCGACGAAGAGUUCAACGGGUUCCUGCGCCGGCACGCUGAAGUCCAGAUGCUGGUGCCCGAGAACAACGACGCGAUGCGCGACAGUUACCUGAUCCUGGACGAGUAUAUGCGAUUCCUCAACUGUCGCAACGGCAAGAAGGAACCCUCCGCGUCCCUGCUGGACGUCGGCGUCCAGCACGCGCUCCGUGGUUCCGGUUUCGACGAACAGGCGUUCCUGGAGCGGGGCGGCGUGUACCGGUGGAGUAAGCAGCAAAUGUCCGAAGCUGAGCUCGAAUGGUGACGGGCCAAACAUUUUUUCUUUCAUCACUGCUGCACCUCAUAUCUUGCCUAUACAAAGUGAUCCAUUUAACGUAACACACUUUAUCGUUUAACCAUCUACUUUUCGUAUAAUAAGUGUCUUACGUUAAAUGGAUCACCCUGUAUAUUAUAUUAUUCUUAUUGCCCGGUUGUUCCACUGAGCUCUUCAAUUAUUGUGGUACGCACAAGCGCAACUAGGGGGGCUAAGCCCCCCCCAAAAAAAAAAACUUGUAAUA